AUGAUUGUCAUUAUAGUGGCGACAAUGACUCUAUGGAUCAUUCAUCACAAUACAUCACAGUAUAACGACGACAACGAACAUCGAUCCUUUCCUUUUUGUCAUCAGCAUCCCAAUCCUUCUUUUUUAUUAGAGCAUCAGGCAUUAGGUUAUUUGAAGCAUCAUCGACGAAUAGAUGAUGUGAUGAUCCCGAGUACAGUCUGGCAAGGUGGCAUCCACGGGGUACUUUACAUGGCGGUACGUAACGAGCAAUUGGCCAAUGUGCGUGAGACCAUCCGAAGUCUAGAAGACAGAUUCAAUCACAGGUAUCAUUAUCCAUGGAUUCUGUUGUGUCCUGAGGGGUUUUCCGAUAGUUUCAUCAGCUACACAAAACAUUUGGCUUCUGGUCCGAUUUAUUAUGGCAAGGUCGAUCUCCAGGCGUUCAUCACCCCACCUUGGGUCCAACAUCGUGUGUUUUUGAAAAAGAUGACUUCGUGGUCUAAUCCAAAGGAACAUCUUGAUUUUACAUUCCAUCAAUUGAUGAGAUACCAAUCAGGAAUAUUUUAUCAUCAUCCAUUAUUUAAAAGUGUGGACUACAUAUGGAAAAUUGAUCCAGGCACUUCCUUUUCAUGUAAUGAUAUGGAUGAUCCUUUUAAAACAAUGCAAGACAACAAUAAGACUUAUGGCUUCACAGUGACACAGCGUCAACCGCAAGGAGAUGUAUCAGGCAAACAUAUAUGGAAAUUGACUGAAAGUUUUAUAAAGCAUCAUCAUCAUCUUUCUAUUUUACCAUCUAACAAAACAAUCAUGCAAAGUAUCAUGGAGAGAUAUCGAGGUAAUGAUGACAGUGAGGAUAAUGAUCAUGGAUAUAGUACCUGCCAUUUUGGUUCUUCGAUAGAAUUGAUGGAUAUGCGGUUUUUAAAAUCAGCUGCCUAUCAGUAUUUUUUUAAGUAUAUGGAUCAGACAGGUGCAUUUUUUUAUGAAAAAUUCACGGAUGUAGCGUUCCGUACAUUGGCCAUAGCGUUGUUUUCAAAUACCGCCGACAUUCAGUUCUUGAAUGAAAUUGGACUUGAAGGCAAUCAUCAUUGCCCCCUUGAUAUGGACCACAGUAAGAAAUGUGCUUGUGAUUAUCAUGGUCCUGAUGUCUUUCAACCUGAUAGUUGUACCAUUCAAUUGUUAAGUCAAAUUGAUCCCAAUGCAAUCAAAAACGUGACAAGGUUUAUUAGGUCAAGAAUGGAUCAUCCUUAA
Halteromyces radiatus is the source of this 1224-nucleotide messenger RNA. RefSeq names its product nucleotide-diphospho-sugar transferase. Bases 1 to 1224 code for a protein of 407 amino acids. Gene Ontology annotation, molecular function: alpha-1,2-mannosyltransferase activity. Lineage: Eukaryota; Fungi; Mucoromycota; Mucoromycetes; Mucorales; Cunninghamellaceae. Gene Ontology annotation, biological process: cell wall mannoprotein biosynthetic process; protein O-linked glycosylation; protein N-linked glycosylation. The record is from RefSeq and is a predicted model, not a curated record. The transcript has 4 exons. Gene Ontology annotation, cellular component: Golgi apparatus; membrane.